Anas platyrhynchos (mallard) is the source of this 2317-nucleotide messenger RNA. Lineage: Eukaryota; Metazoa; Chordata; Aves; Anseriformes; Anatidae. The record is from RefSeq and is a predicted model, not a curated record.
GCCGAGCGGCGGAAGUGACGUCAGGAAGGAGCCGGCGAGCACCGGGCUGAGGCUGAUGCAACGCGCGGAGGCUGCCGCCAUGGAGGCCGCGCCCAGCCCGCAGGAGAAGUACCAGCUCAUCACCCGCAACCUGCAGGAGGUGCUGGGCGAGGACAAGCUGCAGGCCAUCCUGAAGGAGCGGGAGGUGAAGAUUUACUGGGGCACCGCCACCACGGGCAAGCCGCACGUUGCCUACUUCGUGCCCAUGUCCAAGAUCGCCGAUUUCCUGAAAGCAGGGUGCCAGGUGACGAUACUCUUCGCUGACCUCCACGCUUACCUGGACAACAUGAAGGCCCCCUGGGAGCUGCUGGAGUUGCGCACUCGCUAUUACGAGAACGUGAUCAAGGCCAUGCUGGAGAGCAUCGGGGUGCCCCUGGAAAAGCUGAAGUUUGUCCGGGGCACGGACUACCAGCUCAGCAAGGAGUACACGCUGGACGUGUACCGCCUCUCCUCCGUGGUGACGCAGCACGACGCCAAGAAGGCAGGAGCGGAGGUAGUGAAGCAGGUGGAGCACCCCUUGCUGAGCGGGUUGCUCUACCCAGGCCUGCAGGCCCUGGACGAGGAGUACCUCAAGGUCGAUGCGCAGUUUGGAGGAGUUGAUCAGAGGAAGAUCUUCACCUUUGCAGAGAAGUACCUCCCUUCCCUGGGCUACGCCAAGCGCAUCCACCUGAUGAACCCGAUGGUUCCCGGCCUGACGGGAAGCAAAAUGAGCUCGUCGGAAGAGGACUCAAAGAUCGACCUCCUGGACCGCAAGGAGGAUGUGAAGAAGAAGCUGAAGAAGGCUUUCUGUGAGCCCGGGAACGUGGAGAACAACGGCGUCCUCUCCUUCAUCAAGCACGUCCUCUUUCCCCUCAAGUCAGAGUUUGUGAUUCUGCGGGAAGAAAAAUGGGGAGGAAACAAAACCUACACGGACUAUGAGGCCCUGGAGAAGGACUUCGCUGAGCAGGUUGUGCAUCCCGGGGACCUGAAGAACUCGGUGGAAGUGGCCCUGAACAAACUGCUUGACCCCAUCAGAGAGAAGUUCAACACCCCGGAGCUGAAGAAGCUGACCAACGCGGCCUAUCCCAGCCCCUCCAAAGCCAAGCCUGCAGAGAAAGGCACCAAGAACUCAGAGCCGGAGAACGUCGUCCCGUCCCGGCUGGACAUCCGCGUUGGCAAAGUGAUCAGCGUGGAAAAGCACCCGGACGCUGACAGCCUCUACGUGGAGAAGAUCGACGUGGGCGAGCCCGAGCCCCGCACUGUGGUCAGCGGCCUGGUGCAGUUCGUCCCCAAGGAGCAGCUGCAGGACAGGCUGGUGGUGCUGCUCUGCAACCUCAAGCCCCAGAAGAUGCGGGGUGUGGAGUCGCAGGGCAUGGUGCUGUGCGCCUCCAGCCUGGGGGAGCCACGGCAGGUGGAGCCCCUGGACCCGCCGGCUGGGUGCUGCGCUGGGGAGCGCGUCUACGUGGAGGGCUACGAGGACGGGGAGCCCGAUGACGAGCUCAAGCCGAAGAAAAAAGUCUUUGAGAAGCUGCAGGCCGAUUUCCGUGUCUCCGAGGACUGCGUUGCCCAGUGGAAGCAGAGAGACUUCCUCACCAAGCUGGGGAGCAUCUCGUGUAAAAGCCUGAAGGGGGGGAGCAUCAGCUAACCAGGCACCAGAGACCUCACACCUCCUGCCUGGCCCCCUGCACCGCCCCAGCCAGGCUCUCCUCCCCGGUCUCCAUCUCCUCCCCCAGUGCCCCGAGCAGGGGGCUCAGCCCUGCAGGACCUGGGGGCUCUGGGACUGACUUUGCAGCCUCCCCAACACCACAACAGCGCGAGGCCUCCUGGGGAGCUGCCCCCGACAUCUCCUUUGCCUUGGGCCUGCUCAGCCAGCGUUGGUGCCUCCGCUGGGGGCCAGCUCUGGGGGCCUGGCGAUGGCAGCAGCCCUGAGGGACCGGUUUCUUCUGCCUCGUGCCAUCAGGCUCCUCGCUGGGGCCAUCAGCAUCCUCCCAGCUGUGCCAAGGACUGGUCCUGGCUCCAGGACAGCACCUGGAGGUGCUGCAGUGAGGGUUUUAAGGGAAGGCUGCUUGCUCAAAUCUGUGUUGCUGCUACCGGGGCUGGGGGCAGCUGCCUGGCAGCCAGGCGGGCCCCCUCCCCUCCCCUGCCGUGCUCGGGGCGAGGGCCGGGGCUGCUGCAGUGUGUGAGGAGCCCCAGCCCCACCAGCGGGUCUGACCUGAGGCUGUGGGGGCGUGGGCCUUAAACACUGACUCGGGAACCAUCUGUCUGCCAUAAACCCCAAUAAAACGUCGGGCUGACUGCA